AUGGACCGAAAAAGGAAAAUCGACGACACAAAUAGUCAAACAAUAUCCGUUUCUAAAGCUGCAAAAUUCAAUGCUCAUACAUCGAGAAAGCUACAAGCUGCCGUCAGUCAUGAUCCAGAGAUUGAUUUGACCACGCAAAUGCCAAUCGAUUACACCGGCCGCCUGAUCAGAAUGCAAACUAGCAAAGAAGUCCUUGGCGAGCGAGGUCCUCUGGAAGGCUCCAUUUCCACUUCACAAGAUGUUUUCAAGUGUGCUGCGGACAUCGUUGUUAAAGCGGUGCGGCAUAUAGACGAUUACACUGAGUACACGACCCUGCAAUAUCUCGAGCGACAUAUACCAGAUUGCCCGGCUCCAAGGCCUCUAGGAUGCGUGCAAAUGAGUGGAAUAUCACUUAUUUUUCUGACUCACAAACCAUCGAAGUCUCUUGGAGAGGUAUGGCAUGGCUUGGAUAGUGACCAGGAAGCUUCGGCCAAGGGUCAGCUGGAGACUAUUUUGACAAAAUUAAGAUCGUUGCCCUAUGUACAUGGGCGUCCUCUUGGAGGAAUGGCUGGCGAAGGCUGCAAAGAUGCCAGAAGGCACCUUCGGCGGAGUAAUAAACCGAUCAAAACACUUAGUGAAUUCGUGGAGUUCCUUCGUCAACUUUCCCCAUGCUUAUCCUCUCCUCCCAAUAUUGUUUUUACGCACGGAGAUCUUCGGCCGGAUAAUAUUACGGUAGAGAUCGUUGAUUGUAAUCGAUGUGUCGUUACUGGCCUUCUUGAUUGGGAGUAUAGUGGCUUUUACCCAGACUAUUAUGAAGCUGUUAGGUGCACCAAUUCCUUGUCUUCGUGCGAGAACGACUGGUUUUUGUUUCUUCCUGAUUGUAUUUCGCCGAAACGCUAUACUCAUUGGUGGCUCUUAGAUCGGGUGCGAGAGACCAGGAGUAUGUGA
Molecule: messenger RNA, 927 nt
Organism: Aspergillus glaucus CBS 516.65
Lineage: Eukaryota; Fungi; Ascomycota; Eurotiomycetes; Eurotiales; Aspergillaceae
Exons: 2
Coding region: 1-927 (308 amino acids)
Source: RefSeq, a predicted model, not a curated record